AAGCAUGUUGAAGUAGAAAUUGAAAAAGAAAAGAAAACUUGCACCAAGAAGCCCGUUGUUUCUACCUGCACCAAAAAACAUGUCAAACAUCACCCCCAUCACAAAGAAGUUGAAAAGAAGAUCGUGAAGAAAACUACCUGUACUAAAAAGCCUGAAGAAGUAGAGAAACCAGUUGAAGUAGAAAUUGAAAAAGAAAAGAAAACUUGUACUAAGAAGCCUGUUGUUACCUGCACUAAGAAACCAGGUGAAGUAGAAAUCGAAAAAGAAAAGAAAACUUGCACCAAGAAGGUCGUUGCUACUACCUGCACUAAGAAACCAGUUGAAGUAGAAAUUGAAAAA
Molecule: messenger RNA, 339 nt
Organism: Racocetra fulgida
Lineage: Eukaryota; Fungi; Glomeromycota; Glomeromycetes; Diversisporales; Gigasporaceae
Source: the annotation of a GenBank genome assembly